Molecule: messenger RNA, 654 nt
Organism: Silurus meridionalis
Lineage: Eukaryota; Metazoa; Chordata; Actinopteri; Siluriformes; Siluridae
Product: little elongation complex subunit 1-like
Exons: 4
Coding region: 76-654 (192 amino acids)
Source: RefSeq, a predicted model, not a curated record
GGAGACUCUCAUAAAGCACAUGCCCUCGCCUACAGAUUUCUCAAAGAAGACUUUUCUCAAGCCCCAAAACUGAUAAUGGUCAUGGUGACAGCAUGGCCAAGUGUUUUCUCCUGUAACAGCCCUUUAUGCAGAGCCAUUCACAUCGUGUGCAAAAUGAAGGCAUACGGAAAGAUGUAUUAUUUGCUCAGCAAGUUUCUGCACUGGGAUACAGAGCCUCCUGGAGACAUCUACAGAGCCAUCACCAGCACACUGAAGGCUCUUCUGAAAGACAAAAGUCUGACUUUCCAGAAGAGCAGUUGGUAUGGUGAUGAUCUCUGUCCUGCUGCCUGGGACUACGUCUUCAGCCUGGACCUUCUCUGUGCACAACUGGGCUGGAUUUGGACCGUCUCCCAUGUUAUACGAAAAAGUGUUUGGCUCAUCUUGAACACGUGGCUGAAACAAACACAAACAGAGGAAACACAGUUCAGAAACGUCUCUGUAGCAGCAAUAUUCAGGCUACUUGGUAAGUUUCCUGUAAAUCCUGUUUUAGAGCAUUAUCUCACAUUAUUUCUGGAUUCUUCUGUUUUCACGCAUCUUCUUUGUCCAUCUCAAUCAGGCGACUUGGCCAAAAUGGCCUUAAGGAGAACGUGGCAGCAUCAGUGGAGGAUCUGGUGA